GUGAACCAAGAUUUAGUAUUCUAAUAACAGUAAAUAUAUUUAACAUGGCUACAUCUAGUGAUACAGAACCCAGGCCGAGCAGAAUAAGAUCCAGGAGAGUGUCUUAUCUGGGGCUACUGGAAGAAGUCACAAGAAAUACUGUAAAACUGAGUCAAGAACAGAAACAGAGACUUGAUGCAUAUGUGGCAGCAGGAUAUGAUGUAGCUAAGCUGCAAUUCAGUGAUGCUGAUGUUAAAAACCAGAAAGACCAUGUAGAGCACAUUGUGAAGACACUUGUUCAUGAACUAGGAGAACAUUUUCCAGCACUUAAAGUUAGGAAACAACUAGGGACGGGAAGUUUCUACAAUAACACAAGGAUAUUGAGUCCAGAUGAGUUUGAUUAUUUACUGAUAUUAUGUCUGACCAGCCAAGUAGAGAAGGAAGAGACUGGAAAUGAUUCUGUAAAAAUAAAAGUUAUCGAUGAAUCAUUAAGAAAGUAUAUGAAGAAGUAUUUGUCAACCUAUAGUGACAACCUAUCAGGGCCACUUCUCACAGAUGACAAUUUUCUACAAUCAGAACAAUUUGUAGGUGUACUUAUAAACACAAUACAUGAAUGCCUAGAGCAGUUACAAAAGAAAGGUGUCAUUAGCUACAAGGGAAAACAUGUUUUUGAACACUCUAUUGACACUUUGAAAGCACAAGACACAAUGUUGGAGUAUAACAUGUUGAAAUAUGCAAAACCGGAAUACCAACCUGAUGAUGAAUCAUAUAUUCCAGAACUGUCUCUACAUGAUGUAAUUCUGGAUGAAUUACCACACGGAGCAGCAGUGCGUCUAAGAGUACAAGGUCCUCUAGGCCCAGCUGACAUCGACCUGGGCUUUUGCAUUGAAUCAUCAACGACAGGAGCUGGUCGGUAUAUUUCUAUACCACUGGGAAUGGGUAAUGAGUGGGUGCCAUCAUUCUACCAGAAUCUUAGUCACCCCAAAUUGAAUGAACAUCAUGGAAAGAUCCUUACAUUCCUUAAGUAUCUUCUCAGAGAGUGUAAGCUAGUAUCCAAUUACACAUUCAACUCUCACAACCUUAAGACAUGUGUAGUAAUCCACCAGAAGGUAUGUGAACAAAAGCAAUAUGAUAAGGACAGAUCACUUGGAGGAUGUCUCAUUGAUAUUGCUUUUUACAUGUUUGAAAAACGUGGAAAAAUUUGGAAAACUUUUGAUGAAUUACUCAUACCAUAUAAAGAGGAGUGCACAUUGCCGAACAUCAACUUCCCAGGUGAGACUGUGACAGCUUGGAUACCAUGGCAACCACUGUGUUGAUUGAGAUGGUUAAGGACGCACAGAUUCCUCGUUAUAGACCACAGGUUGGUUCUGGCUGAGCUACUUGCACAGGAGAAGGCAGGAAUGAUAUAUACGCGUGCGACAACAGGGUUUAAUGAUGAGAAGGUUACUCAUUGCCCUUUACACAUACUAGAAAAAAUGAAAUCUUAUAUCACACUACCAACUCCACAAAUGGAAUAACUUGAAUAAUGCUUAUUCAUUGCAAUAUUCAAAACAAGCCAUGGUACCUGGAUUCAUAACAAGGACAUAUGAAUACUGUAUCACAUUCACUUGAGACAUAUUUAAAGUGAACUUGUGUUAUGAUGGCUCCAUAUUUUGAUAUGGUCACAAAAGAUAGUUCAAGAUUAAAAUUUGAAGUGGACCUUUCACUCACUUCCUAAAUAAUGUAUAUUUGAAAAUGUUAGUACAUGUAUAUGGAUAUUUUAUAUUGGCAUUGCCAUGAAUUGGUGACAUAUUGUAUAAAGUAUAAUUCACUUCUUACUCAAAACUAAUGCACAUUAACGAAAUGUAUUGGACUUUUACCAUUUCCUUAAGCUUAUUAUUUAGGCUAUCAACAAGGCAGCAAAUAGUGUAUCACUCUCCCCUUAAAAUUCUAGUUGUA
This is a messenger RNA of Owenia fusiformis, 1917 nucleotides long. NCBI's taxonomy places the organism in Eukaryota, Metazoa, Annelida, Polychaeta, Sabellida, Oweniidae. The record is from the annotation of a GenBank genome assembly.